Messenger RNA from Branchiostoma belcheri (Belcher's lancelet), 2040 nucleotides. RefSeq names its product beta,beta-carotene 15,15'-dioxygenase-like. Bases 88 to 1701 code for a protein of 537 amino acids. Gene Ontology annotation, molecular function: carotenoid dioxygenase activity; beta-carotene 15,15'-dioxygenase activity. Lineage: Eukaryota; Metazoa; Chordata; Leptocardii; Amphioxiformes; Branchiostomatidae. The transcript has 3 exons. Gene Ontology annotation, biological process: retinal metabolic process; carotene catabolic process. The record is from RefSeq and is a predicted model, not a curated record.
GGGCGUUCUGAUUUGACAAGACUGUCCAUCUCUGAGCUCAUGUCCUCGGGCGAGACCUUCUCUGCUUUGGAUCCAUAGAAUCCCGGAAUGGCAAUGGCUUGGUGGAAGACGCUCGUGUUCUGUUUGUUGUGCUGCGCUUUUCCAGGGCAGCCGACGGUGUCUGUGAAUGUCAAGGACGGGGUGGAAUACUGCUUCAUGGAGAACCUGCAAGAGUUUCAGAAAGUUCCUAUGAGCUACACGUCCUCCCAGCCUGUCCCGCCCUGGCUCAGCGGUACUCUGGUGAGGAACGCGCCUUCCCAGUUCACCGUGGGCGGCCGGAGCGUCAGCAAUUACUUCGACGGCUUCGCCAAACUCCACAGCCUCGACAUCGACCAGCACUCCGUCAACUUUUCCGCCAGUUUCCUCAAAACAGGCGUCUACAGCAGGUCAAUCGAAGCCAAUGACAUCCACCCUGCGCCUACGUUCAUGGGAGUAGACCCACCGUUCAGCCUCCUGGAGCGGUUCCGAGCACUGUCGAACCCGGGAGACAACACCAUCGUCAACGUCUGGAAUUUCGGAGGUGAUUUCGCCGCCCUCACAGAUGCAUGGAUUUUUACUCAGUUUAAUCUAGACACAUUGGGCACGAUCGGUGUCUCGGUACCCGACCCCACACUCGGAAACGGAGGAUGCCAGACCAGAGAUAUUUACAUGUCCUGCGCGCAUCCCGUGGUAGAACCAGGGACGGGACACGCCAUCAAUUUUGUAGGGAAGCUCUCAUUUUUCCCCGGACAGCGCGACACUGUAAGCGUCAUCAGAAUAAAAGACUUGCACACGUUCGAGAUACUGGCUAGCUUGGAUGUCGACAAAAUGUGGUACAUGCACAGUUUUGGUCUGACGGAAAACUUCGCAAUCUUCUUCGCGCAGCCUUUCUACUACGAUUAUUUCCGAUUUCUCACCACAGUUGAGCUGCGACACUCUCUGUAUUAUGUCCCAGACGACGGCAUGAAGAUAUACGUCGUCAACCUCAAAACGGGUAACGUCACUACGCUGCACACAGACGCCUCGCUCUACACGCACCACGUCAACGCGUACGAGACAGGCGACGGGCGCAUCGUCACCGACAUCGUCAUGCUUUCAAAUAGCAAAGCUUUCACGGAAGGUUUGGCUCGGUCUAGAUUGACCAACAUUACCUCCAUCAGGGAGAUUCAGUCACCAACAAGGAUCUGUCGCUACAUCCUCGACUUGAAGACGGGAAACGUGGAAGCCACACCUUUCGUGUCCCAAAUUCCUACUGAAGACUUUCUGAACACGUUGGAUCUCCCUGUCAUCAACGAGAAGUACCGUACAAGGCAGUACUGCUACGUGUACGGCAGCGUCACGAGUUUCCACAGCAACAACCCGGUCCAGGGUGCUGUCCCCUUGGUCAAGAAAAACGUCUGUCUCCCACAUAACGACACCCUCUGGAGCCGCCCCAACCACUACGCCAGCGAGCCGAGCUUCGUUCCCGACCCGUGCGGCACGGAGGAGGACGACGGCGUCAUUCUGUCCUCCGUGCUGGACGGAGACAGAGGCCUGAACUACCUGCUGAUUCUCGACGCGCGAACCAUGGAGGUGAUGAACACGGCCUACAUGCCCACCUGGAUCCCGUACAACUUUCACGGACAGUUCUUCCCCAGAUCCUUCCCUGCUCCUCCGGGCACAUCUCCCCACUACGAGCUGUGAGUGAGAUGUCUGCAAACAAACUGAUCAAAUAGCACAUUUAACGUUAAUAGCUGUUAUAUUUCAAAACGACGUGCGGCGGAGAUUGAAAUAUGCAACUUUUCAAAACCAACUGUUGUUGUUCAACGAAUGUUCCAAAAUAGCUAAAGAUCACAUCGCUUUUCCUCAUAGUAAAUGUGUGAAAUGUGGCCGCAGAAUUUCGGGGUGGGGUGUAUUUUCCAGUCUUCACAAUUGCAAUGGUCCGUCACUGUAUGAAACAUGACAAUUAUCUAAUGCGAGGAACACAGACCGGGAAGGACAACCGUGUCAUGUUAAUUUGUCGCCAGUUUUGUACAUAUUCUA